This is a messenger RNA of Funneliformis mosseae, 237 nucleotides long. Lineage: Eukaryota; Fungi; Glomeromycota; Glomeromycetes; Glomerales; Glomeraceae. The record is from the annotation of a GenBank genome assembly.
GUUAGAGUGUACCCAAAUUCCUCACAAAAAAAUUUGUUGAAACAAUGGAUGGGUUGUGGUAGGCUUGUUUAUAACAUGGUGGUUACAAAUUUCAACCAUGGUCAUUUAUCAACUCAUCAAUUUUGGUUUCAAUCUCUUCUUAAACUUAAGAUUUCACAUACUCUUAAAUGGAGUUUCAUGAAGGACUAUCCAUAUGAAGUGCUUGACCAGGCUAUUACACAUGCAAUUCAAGCUUGA